AUGGCGCUCUAUAUUGCCGUCGCGAUGGUGCUCGUCAUGACAUCUUCUGCCAUAGACGGGACAAGUUAUUCUCCUUCUACCUCCUGUCCAUCUUUUUUGCAAUUUGGCCCUUUUCGAGUUUUUUUCCCACAUUUAUGCCCCUGGCAGUUUCAUUUCAAAAAAUGGACCCUUAGCUCGGCGCCGUCAUCAUUGGCGCCGAGCUUGUGUGUGCCGGCGCCAAUACUAUUGACGCCGGACAAUCUGACCUGGCAGCCGACGUGUCAGGGGGUCGGCGCCAUAGAUCUUGGCGCCGACCUCCUGGCAUCUGCGCCGCCGCCCCCGCGUCUGCAAAAUUCGUACCAAGGGGUCGGCGCCAAGAUCUAUGGCGCCGACCCCUUAUAUUCUGAGCCGCCCGAGUUUCAACCAAAAUUUUCAAACCGCGCCGUCGGCCUUCUAUCCCUCUGCCCCUCGCGCCGCCGACGCUCGCCGACGCCCGCGCCAACCGGAGUUUGCGCGCCGCCCCUGCUCCACGGUGGUCGCGCCCACCGGAGCCCGUCCGCGCCGCCCCUGCUCCACGGCGGCCGCGACCACCGGAGGCCGCCCGCGCCGCCCCCUGCUCGACGCCGGCGCGCCGUCCCGCCCCGCCCCUCCCCCGGCAAGCGCCCCGCCCCCUUCCAGCCAAGGCCGCCGGCCCACACCGCCAAGGCCGCCGCCCCAACGUCGAGCCCCGACCGCGCCCCAUCCCCGCCGGCGCACCAAGCCGGCGACACGCGCCCCGCCCCGGAGCCCGCUCCCCGCCCGCGCCCAUACACCGGCCGGCGACACGCCGCCCCGCCCUGGAGCCCGCUCCCCGCCCGCGUCGUCGUCGUCCAACCCCGACCCCGACCCCGACCGUUAAGAUGGACAAUUUUUUGAGCUUAUAUCAUGGAGGCAAUGUGGAACAAGAUCCGUAUGACAGUCACAUUAGAGGAUGCACAGAAGAUACUUGGACUCAAUGUUGGUGGCAGAGCAGUGACAGGCCAAUGUGACUCUGACGGAUGGA
Zea mays is the source of this 1021-nucleotide messenger RNA. Its product is annotated as formin-like protein 5. The transcript is spliced from 4 exons. NCBI's taxonomy places the organism in Eukaryota, Viridiplantae, Streptophyta, Magnoliopsida, Poales, Poaceae. The record is from RefSeq and is a predicted model, not a curated record. The coding region runs from base 1 to 894 and encodes 297 amino acids.